CAAAAAAGAACAAGAAAAAACGAUUUCUCCCACUUCAGCGACCACUAGCUCCGAUGCGAGAAACAAUAUUUGCUCCGAGAUAAUUCAGAAGAAGAAGCCAAGUGGCUGGUGCGAUUCACAUCCGUUCUCUCAGACAGAUGACCAGACUAUGUGGCCUUGAUCUCGGUUCCUCCCCUCAAGCUUGCCAUUAAGCACGAUGUCGACCACCGUGGAAAAUGGGAUGGGAGGGUUUUCCAACACGAGUAGAGAGAAAACCUACAAGAAGACCACGUCGUCAGCGCUGAAAGGGGCCAUUCAGCUGGGCAUUGGCUACACCGUGGGCAACCUGACCUCCAAGCCCGACAGAGAUGUCCUCAUGCAAGACUUCUAUGUGGUGGAGAGCGUCUUUCUUCCGAGUGAGGGCAGCAACCUCACACCGGCCCACCACUACCCUGACUUCCGCUUCAAAACCUACGCGCCUCUGGCUUUCCGCUACUUCAGGGACCUGUUUGGCAUCAAGCCGGAUGACUACCUGUACUCUCUGGUGAACGAGCCUCUAAUCGAGCUCUCAAACCCGGGGGCCAGCGGCUCGCUCUUCUACCUGACCAGCGACGACGAGUUCAUCAUCAAAACGGUCCAACACAAGGAGGCCAAGUUCCUGCAGAGACUGCUGCCCGGUUACUACAUGAACCUGAACCAGAACCCGCGCACGCUGCUGCCCAAGUUCUACGGCCUCUACUGCAUCCAGUCGGGCGGCAUCAACAUCCGCCUGGUGGUGAUGAACAACGUGCUGCCUCGCUCGGUGCACAUGAACUACAUGUACGACCUCAAGGGCUCCACCUACAAGAGGCGGGCCUCCAGGAAGGAGCGGGAGAAGGCCAAUCCCACCUACAAGGACCUGGACUUCCAGGACAUGCUGGACGGCCUGUACUUUGACACAGAGACCUACAACAACCUCAUGAAGACCCUUCAAAGGGAUUGCCGGGUCCUGGAGAGCUUUAAGAUCAUGGACUACAGCCUGCUGCUGGGGGUGCACGUGCUGGACCAGCAGCAGAGGGAGGGCGGGGAGGCGGGGCCUGCCCUGGGGGGCGGGGACGGCAAGCGGCCCGUGGUGCAGAGGGUGCUCUACUCCACCGCCCUGGAGUCCAUCCAGGGGGACGGCAAGGCGGCCGAGGCCCUCACCACGGACCACACGAUGGGCGGAAUCCCGGCGAAAUCGCACAAAGACGAAAAGCUGCUUAUAUUCCUGGGAAUAAUCGAUAUUCUGCAGUCAUACAGGUUCAUCAAGAAGCUGGAGCACUCGUGGAAAGCGCUGGUUUACGACGGCGACUCGGUCUCGGUGCACCGGCCUGGUUUCUACGCCAACCGCUUCAUGAAGUUCAUGAGCACGCGGGUGUUCCGGAAGACGCAGACCAUCCGUUUCUCCCCGUCCAAGAGGACGCGCUCCUCCAUCCCGGCGCUCAAGACCUCCUCCCAGGAGAUCCUGUCGUCGCAGGGCGAGGAGCAGCCGGAGGAGCGGGACCACCGGGGGGGAGAGAGGCUGGCGGGGGCCCGCAGCCUGGCCAGCCUGGACGGACAAGCUGUGUUCGGCUGCUACCUGCGCCCAGACCUGGUCCCCCCCCACUCGUCCUGCUACAACGGCUCCUCCAUGGGAACCAUCUCCACAUCCUCCAUCUUUGUCAACCUGGACUCCCAGACAGAACCCAGAGACGACCUGGCCUCCAGCUCCACCUUCACCCUGGAGGACAGUGCCAUCUGCCUGACCUCGGAGCAGAGCACCCUGGACGUGGACGUCGACCGUGACGACGGCUCCGUGCUGGACGUCUACUUGUGAAAGGAACGGCUUCUCCACUCGACGCACUCCCUCCGGUUCCACCCUCGACCAGUCAUCCCGACAAUCCACUCCACUGCUCUCCACGGGGAAGGGUUCUUCAGUCCAGCCGGAGCUCUGCAGCUGGAUCCACUCCGCCACUUGUAUUGCCAAAACAUAAGCAAAAAGCCGGUACCGCAGAAGGACCUCUAGGGGGAAAACGCAUCAAUCCAAUCAAUAGUAGAUUCUAGACUUUCAUAGGAAAACCGAGACAUUCCAGCUUACUGUCCUAUCGUGACCCACCUCAGGCUCCAACUGAGUGGUGUCGCAACCAGAGUACGUAUCAGUGCUAUGCCAUUCACUUUUAUACAUAUACAUGUCAAAACACUAUUUUCAUGAUCCGAAGAUAAGAGCGUUUAAAGAAGAAAGGAGAAAAAAAACAAUAUAUUGCAAGAGGUAUAAAACCAAUACAUUUGUAUUCACUUGUUUCGUCUUUCUGCAAACGAGAAAGAGAUGACUAGUGUUUUGUCAAAGUAUGGCUGCUCCUAUUGUUCUCCCGGAUGUUUACAGUGAAUCCGUGAAGUCAUCCUCGUUCAAAGGUGGACGGAGGCACUGUCACACAGGAAAAAGGAACUCAAGCCACCGUGAAUACCCUCAUAAAGGAGUAGAAAGACAAGACGGCCGCAACGGAUGAACCGCCUUUUGAAAGCAAUCACCAAGGCCGAACACGGACGGUGUGUUGUGAUUGGGCGACUCAGCUCUGCAUCAUUAUCCUUGCGAAGGACUUCUCAAUGGAUGCACCGUUUUAAAGGGGGCCACCAUGCACAGAGGAUGUGGUGACCAGGAAGAAACAAGGCGUAGCCAUGCACCCGUUUCGAUGGUCCUAUGUGGAGCAAGACUCUCUGGACGUUUGGUUUAUCAUCAACGUUCAGUAACUUCCUGGAUCUGAGGCGUUCAGUGUGUCGGGGUAAAACGAGGUUACCCGGUCUAAGCAAAGGACGAGUGAAUAUGCACAAAUAGCUUUUUUCUCAAUUGUUUUUUCUAACAUAUGCACACAACCGCUCUGUAUGUCGUCACUAGUUCAGUACGCACAGAUAAUGAGACUUUUUGUAGGUGAUUUUGAUGUGGAACUUAAUAUUUUUUAUGAGGUUUGUGUCACGAAUGAUGAGGCCUUCAUUUUAGCAUAUCACUUGAUCCUGGAGAAGUGUACGACUGCACCACAAAGCGAGGCCUGCGCCCCACAAUACGAGGCUGUCCAAUAGCUCUUCGUGAAGACAUUGAAUUGUGUUGAAUUGCUUGAUCACAUCUGUCAUUUUUAGAACUAUAAUUUAUUAUAUAAAUAUCUAUAGCUAUACUGUUUUGCUUGAAAAACAUAGCUGAAUGUAAAGACAAUGUGUAUUUAUAUAUAGAGAAUAGGGUCCUAUAAAACGGUUGAAAAUAUGUGUUUUUGUUUGUCCAUUCAUUUGGUACAUGCAUGCAACCAUCUCAAUGAAGUGGUUUUAAACACACCAAAUAUUAGGCAGAAUUCAACAACACACUCAUUCCACAGUAAAGACAUUUCCUGUUGUGUAAC
Gadus chalcogrammus (walleye pollock) is the source of this 3362-nucleotide messenger RNA. It is a transcript of the gene pip5k1bb, whose product is annotated as phosphatidylinositol-4-phosphate 5-kinase, type I, beta b. Gene Ontology annotation, molecular function: phosphatidylinositol kinase activity. Lineage: Eukaryota; Metazoa; Chordata; Actinopteri; Gadiformes; Gadidae. The transcript is spliced from 15 exons. The record is from RefSeq and is a predicted model, not a curated record. Bases 197 to 1813 code for a protein of 538 amino acids. Gene Ontology annotation, biological process: phosphatidylinositol metabolic process.